UUGAAAAAGAAAAAUAAUAAAUAAACAUGGAUAAAAAGGAAAGUUUUUUUUUUCUUUUUUAGUUAUUAUUACAAAAAAGAAAGUAUAGUGAACUGAAAAAUGCUUUGAAAAUUUUCAGCCUUGUUACUUCUUGCUGUUGUGUUUUUUGUGGUGGGUUUUGAGUUUUUGUCUUAAAGUUGUGAAUUUUUUGAAGUGAGGUAUAAUGGGGUGUUAGAGAUCAGGUUAGUUUCUAGAGGGAGAUAAAAAUGGUGGGGUUAUUAGUGUUUUUGGUGUUGUGAGAGAGUUGAAAGAGAAAGGGAAAGCCAGGGGUUUUGUGGGUUUUUUUUAUUUUUAUUUUUGGUCGGCUAUGUAAUGGUGAGUUGGGUUUUGGUUUGUUGUUGUUUGGAUCUGAGGAGAUUGAGAGGUUAAAGUUAAGAGCUUUGGUGGGUUAUGGAGAGGAAAGUUGGGGACCUUCUGUUUUUGUGGUUGUUGAUCUUGGUGUUGCUGCUGCAUCCAGUAUGGCUGGUUCUGGGUAACAUGGAAGGUGAUGCUUUGCAUAGCCUCAGGAGCAACUUGAAUGAUCCAAACAAUGUCCUGCAGAGUUGGGAUCCUACCCUUGUCAACCCUUGCACAUGGUUUCAUGUCACAUGUAACAAUGAUAAUAGUGUCAUACGAGUUGAUCUUGGAAAUGCUGCUUUAUCUGGUCAGCUUGUUCCACAGCUUGGCCUACUUAAGAAUUUGCAAUACUUGGAACUCUAUAGUAACAAUAUAAGCGGACCAAUUCCUAGUGAUCUGGGAAAUUUGACUAACCUGGUGAGCUUGGAUCUUUACUUGAAUAGUUUUACUGGUCCCAUCCCGGACACUUUGGGCAAGCUGUCAAAACUGCGAUUCCUUCGGCUUAAUAACAAUAGUUUGGCGGGGCCCAUUCCAAUGUCAUUGACUAAUAUCUCAGCACUUCAAGUACUGGAUCUUUCAAACAACCGCCUCUCUGGAGUGGUUCCAGAUAAUGGUUCCUUCUCACUGUUCACUCCCAUCAGUUUUGCUAACAACUUGGAUCUCUGUGGACCGGUUACUGGUCAUCCCUGCCCAGGUUCUCCUCCUUUUUCUCCUCCUCCUCCAUUUGUCCCACCGCCUCCAGUUUCUACACCAGGAGGUAAUAGUGCCACUGGAGCAAUUGCUGGAGGAGUUGCGGCUGGUGCAGCCUUACUGUUUGCUGCCCCUGCAUUAGCAUUUGCUUGGUGGCGUCGGAGGAAGCCUCAGGAAUUCUUCUUUGAUGUUCCUGCUGAAGAAGAUCCCGAGGUUCAUCUAGGACAGCUUAAGAGGUUUUCACUGCGAGAAUUACAAGUUGCAACAGAUAGCUUUAGCAACAAAAAUAUUCUGGGUAGAGGAGGAUUUGGGAAGGUUUACAAAGGACGUCUAGCAGAUGGCUCAUUGGUGGCUGUAAAAAGACUUAAAGAAGAGCGUACACCUGGAGGAGAGUUGCAGUUUCAAACGGAAGUUGAGAUGAUAAGCAUGGCUGUGCAUCGGAAUCUCCUCCGCUUACGUGGCUUUUGCAUGACACCAACUGAAAGACUGCUUGUUUAUCCCUACAUGGCUAAUGGAAGUGUUGCAUCAUGUUUGAGGGAACGCCCACCGUCACAACCUCCUCUAGAUUGGCCAACACGGAAGCGAAUUGCAUUGGGAUCUGCAAGGGGUUUAUCUUAUUUGCAUGAUCAUUGUGAUCCAAAGAUUAUUCAUCGGGAUGUUAAAGCUGCAAAUAUUUUGUUGGAUGAGGAAUUUGAGGCUGUUGUUGGGGAUUUUGGGCUAGCAAAAUUGAUGGACUACAAGGAUACUCACGUCACCACUGCUGUCCGUGGUACAAUAGGGCACAUAGCUCCAGAGUACCUAUCUACUGGUAAAUCGUCCGAGAAAACUGAUGUUUUUGGUUAUGGAAUCAUGCUUCUGGAGCUAAUUACUGGACAGAGGGCCUUUGACCUUGCUAGGUUGGCAAAUGAUGAUGAUGUCAUGUUGCUUGAUUGGGUAAAAGGACUUCUUAAGGAGAAGAAGUUAGAAAUGCUAGUAGAUCCUGAUCUCCAAAACAAAUAUGUGGAAGCAGAGGUGGAGCAACUAAUCCAGGUUGCACUGCUUUGUACGCAAGGCACCCCGAUGGAGCGGCCUAAGAUGUCAGAAGUGGUGAGAAUGCUUGAAGGUGAUGGUUUAGCAGAGAGAUGGGAUGAGUGGCAAAAGGUAGAAGUUCUUCGUCAGGAGGUGGAAUUCUCCCCUCAUCCAAAUUCUGAUUGGAUUGUUGACUCGACAGAAAAUCUACACGCGGUUGAGUUAUCUGGUCCAAGGUGACCAUGGCACAGUUACAAGAGAGGAAAUACUACCUAUUUUUUAUUUUUAUCAUAAUUUUGCUACCCUUUUUUUUGUCUUUUGAUUUGAUGAAUGUAUCCUGAUUUUAAGUCUCAUGUAAGUCCAUUCUGCAUUGUAUUCAUUACCUUUGUGCAUACGAGUCGUUGUUGAGCUGCAAUUUGUGUCAUCUGCUGCCAAUGGAGUCUGAUAUUUGGAUGCGGCCCGUGCAGUUCAAUCUUGCCUACUGCAAUUCUAUGGAAGAGUAGGCCUGAGUAGUGAAUUUUUCAAAUUUAAGUACAUAGAGGAACGCUGGUUACUAAUUUAAACAUUUUUUAUUGAGAAAGUUUGGAUGUAUUAUUUGUUACUGAA
Molecule: messenger RNA, 2679 nt
Organism: Populus trichocarpa (black cottonwood)
Lineage: Eukaryota; Viridiplantae; Streptophyta; Magnoliopsida; Malpighiales; Salicaceae
Product: somatic embryogenesis receptor kinase 2
Exons: 11
Coding region: 430-2313 (627 amino acids)
Biological process (GO): protein phosphorylation
Molecular function (GO): protein kinase activity; protein binding; ATP binding
Source: RefSeq, a predicted model, not a curated record